This is a messenger RNA of Lycium ferocissimum, 1247 nucleotides long. RefSeq lists its product as uncharacterized. NCBI's taxonomy places the organism in Eukaryota, Viridiplantae, Streptophyta, Magnoliopsida, Solanales, Solanaceae. The record is from RefSeq and is a predicted model, not a curated record. Gene Ontology annotation, cellular component: cortical microtubule. The coding region runs from base 134 to 1057 and encodes 307 amino acids. Gene Ontology annotation, biological process: cortical microtubule organization. The transcript is spliced from 2 exons.
AACAAGAAGUACUCUUAUAAAAUUUGCAUCACCUAAUCAAAAACCAAAAAUAGCCACAAGCAACUCGACACAAAUUGGAAAACAAAGUGCUUCAUCAAUAGAGAAGAACACAACAUAUGCAGCAACAACAACAAUGAUCAAAUCCAACACUAGCAAUGAUCAUAAAGAGAGAUCAAACACAUUGCCAUCAAUUACAACAAGAACAACAAAGCAAAAAGAUACAAGUCUUAAUUUCCUAGCUUCCAAUUUAUCAAAAACAUUGGGCAUGGAGUCGUCUUCGAGUACCACCAGGCCUAAAAGCAGGGGAGUAUCCCCUGCUGGCAGACCGAAAAUCCUGGGAGCUCAGUUCCCAGGAUUUUCUGAUGAAACUCUGCCUAAUCUCAAGACAGACCGGUCCCUCUCAGCCAACAGGGGCCGGCCAAUUCAUCAAAACCAAUCAACUAACCAAAGGCCAGGAUCAUCAUCGUCGUUGUCUUCAAGUACCACCAAGCCUAAAAGCAGGGGAGUGUCCCCUGCUGGGAGGCCGAAAAUACUGGGAGCUCAGUUCCCAGGAUUUUCUGAUGAAACUCCGUCUAAUCUCAGGACAGACCGGUCUCUGUCAGCCAACAGGGGCCGGCCUAACCAAUCAACUAACCAAAGGCCAGGAUCAUCGUCAUCGUCGUCUUCUUCUUCUUCAUCGUCAGUGCCUAUUACAAAACCAAUAAGACGACAAUCCUGUUCUCCCAGUGUAACACGUGGUCGAAAGCAGGAGGUUAGUAUAAGUAGUACAAAAUUUCAACAAGUGAAUGGCACAACACAAGUUCUUGGCAGCAGAAUGGUGGACAAGUUCUUGAGUGCUAGGAAGUUAGCUCAUGAAGAGAAAGAAACUAACAAGACAAAGUUGAAUGGUUCCCUAAAUGAGAACUGUGGUUUUGGGAGGCACAUUUCAAGAAUUUCAGCAAAUAUGACUCAAAAGCACAUGGAAACUCAUCAAGACUCGGGUAAUUCUGGCAAAAAUGGCACAGCCACAGGGAGAAAAUCUUCAAACAUCAGAGGCAGCAGAAUCUCUAGUGCAUAAAGCAACUCAUAUAAUAUUUUUGUAUGAAUUUAACCAAAAACCACAAUAAGAUGGUGUUGUUUUUUUGUUUUUGCCUUUUGCAUCAUUUAAUGUUGAUUAUAAAUGCCUUUUCUCAUUUGAUUUUGGGCUCUCUUCUCUCUCUAUUUUCUUUAUUCUCUUUUGGCAAAAGCCAGGUAACAAACAAAGUACA